GUAUCUGCACUUAAAACACUCGCCACACCGCCACCGCUGCCGCCAUCGUCGUCGCAGCCGUGACGCGACUUUGUAUCUAUGAAAAUUUCGAUUGGGCAGUCAGUAAGAGUGUGGUGUGCCUUUUGUUUUUGUAACGAUUUUACUAGUUGCAAAUUCAAAAAAUCCAACUGGUGGCUUCAGUCGGGUGUCGACGAUCUUUGUUUGCAGAAGGAAGCUUCAAAGUGCGAUGUUGUAUACUGUGCAAUACACCAGUCAUCGUUUAAUGUGGUGCUACUAUACGGUGUUGUAAAUAAACAUUAAACAUAUUCGAAAUAAAAUUGCUUACUUAAUGUUAACAAAUCAUUAGUGUUAUUUUCUUAUCAUUCGAUUGAAAAAACAAAAUUCAAACCUUAUCACAGAGAGUGUUUAAUAAGUAAAUGCGAGAUAAGAAACUGGAGUGUUUUGUGUUAAAAUAAAUUUAAACAAAUUUUAAAAUCCUACAACAAUAACAAAUAGAAAUAUGAUUGAGAAUCUUUUGAAUAUUCUUCGAAUAAGUAUCCUUUUGGAUUACUGGACAACAUUAAUUUAUGUUGUCGGUGUUUAUUCGUUGUUAAUUUAUUUGUAUGAUAACUUGAAGUCAGUUAUUUCAAUUAUCAAAUCAAUUUUGGAACCAUAUUUCCAACCACAUUUACAAAAGUCACUGAUUGAAAAAUACGGAAAAUGGGCGGUAAUUACUGGUUCAACUGAUGGCAUUGGAAAGGAAUAUGCCAAAGAAUUGGCUAAGAGGGGUAUUAAUGUUGUACUUAUAUCGAGGACAGAGAAAAAAUUGGUUGAUGUUGGAAAAGAGAUUGAAUCGGAAUUCAAAGUGAAAACAAAAUAUAUUGUUGCUGAUUUUGCAAAAGGCAGAGAAGUGUAUGAACAUAUUCAAAAGGAAUUGGAAGGUAUCCCUGUUGGAAUUUUAGUCAAUAAUGUUGGCAAAAUGUACGAUUACCCAGAUGAACUAGCAAAGGUGCCCGAAGACAUUCUAUGGGAUCUUAUCAACAUUAAUGUUGCAGCUUGCACAAUGAUGUGUCGGAUGUUAAUCGACCAAAUGAAAAAGAAUGGAAAAGGUGCAAUUGUUAAUAUUUCAUCAGGAAGUGAAUUACAACCGUUACCUUAUAUGGCAGUUUAUUCAGCGACAAAGAAAUACGUCAAAAGUCUGACAUUAGCCCUUCAGGAAGAACUUAACGAAUAUGGAAUCACAGUACAGUGUGUCACACCAUUAUUUUUAGUUACAAAAAUGAAUCAAUAUUCGAAGAAAGUCAUGAACGGUGGUUUUCUAAUACCGGAUGUCAAAAGUUUUUCAGAAUCGGCAGUUUUCACAUUGGGAAAAACAAGCGAAACAACAGGCUAUUGGACUCAUGGACUUCAGUAUGCGGUCAGUAAACUUGUGCCAGAAUGGACCCGAACAAAAAUUGGUCAUCGAAUAACUCGAAGACUAAGAGCGGAAUAUUUAAUUUCGGUGGUUAACAAUAAAGAAGCAUAAAGACUGAAUAAUUGCCGUGCUUCGUUAUUAUUUUUUGUAUAAGAUUUCUAAAUUAAUUUUAUUUUUUAUAUGUAUAAAACUGUAAAUAAUUUUAAUUUGUAUAAAAUCAUAAUAUUUCUGGUUUUUUGUAGUUAAUAAAAUAAAGAAAAACUUA
Eupeodes corollae is the source of this 1658-nucleotide messenger RNA. RefSeq names its product inactive hydroxysteroid dehydrogenase-like protein 1. The transcript is spliced from 6 exons. Gene Ontology annotation, molecular function: oxidoreductase activity. NCBI's taxonomy places the organism in Eukaryota, Metazoa, Arthropoda, Insecta, Diptera, Syrphidae. Gene Ontology annotation, cellular component: endoplasmic reticulum. The record is from RefSeq and is a predicted model, not a curated record. Bases 500 to 1504 code for a protein of 334 amino acids.